AUGCCCGCGUGGUAUAAUCCACAAGCUGUCUGUGCUUAUCAUUCUGGGGCCCCCGGACAUGCCACCUUUGAUUGCAAAGCGCUUAAGCAUAAAAUCCAAGAUAUGGUUGAAGCCGGGGAGAUUGUAAUCCGGAAAAGGGAGGCGCAAGGGCCGAACGUAAAUAGGAACCCUUUACCGGAACAUGCCAAUACCAUUGGGGUUAUUCUGGAUGAUACGGAGUAUGUGGAACCAGUCAAAGAAUUGGCAAGGGAAGCUGAAGUGUUUGGGGUCACAGACCAACCUUUUGUCAUAGAACUGCCAUUUGAAGAGGACGAGAAACCCUUUAUCUUGGAUCUCACGCCAGCUGAGAGUGAGUCUUUGGAGCCGGUGGUUAUUGAAUUCCCGAAGCAGGAGCCUGUCCUGAGCCUGCAACAAGUACCAUGGAAUUAUGAUGAACCUGACGUGCAGAUUGGGGAAAGGUCAAUUGCAAAGAAGGAAGUAUCAGUGGUCACAAGAUCGGGGAAAAUUGCAAGCCCGUUUGAAGCAACCAUUCCGAUUCAAGCAAAUAACUCUGAGCCACCCGCCAAACCAACAAUUACCGAGAGAGAAGCCUUAGAUUUCCUUAAAAGGCUCCAAAGAAGUGAAUACAAUGUGAUCGAGAAGCUUAGCAAGUCGCCCGCUCAAAUAUCCAUGUUGGAUCUACUUUUUUCAUCAGAUGUGCAUAGGGAUGCAUUGCUCGAAGUACUGACUAAAGCUCAAAUUCCUAGAGACAUUUCAGUUGAUAAUUUCUCACACGUAGUUGGGAAUGUACUCUUCACCAAGCAAAUUACUUUUUCCGACGAGGAAUUGCCGUCGGAAGGCAUUGGACAUAACAAGGCCCUGUACAUAGUUGUGAGGUGCAACGGAAAAAUGCUGCCGAAGGUAUUAAUUGACAAUGGAUCUGCUCUUAAUAUAUGUCCCUGGAGCACCUUGGAAAAGCUAGGAUUGCAAGACGUCAAGUUGAGGCCUUCAGGGACCAUAAUCCGAGGUUUUGAUGGAGCGCAAAGAGAGCCAAUAGGAGAAAUUGAUUUAGUAGUUGAAAUGGGGCCCGCCCAGUUUCAAAUAACCUGCCAAGUCAUGCAUUUUUCUAGUGUUUACAACGUUUUGCUUGGCAGGCCAUGGAUUCACAAGUCUGGGGCUGUGCCUUCUUCAUUGCAUCAAUUGCUAAAGUUUGUAGUGAAUGACAAGCUGAUCACUAUAUUUGCCGAAGAGGAUUGCCUUGUAAUCACUGAUUCUGGGACAAAAGAGGAUGGAAGCCGCAAUGUCACCAUGACUCCCCAUAGCACGGCUGAUAUCGUCUCUGUAAGUUGGAUCACAAACGAGGAGCAAGUUCUACCAAAGGCCAGUGUUAUGAUGGCUAAGGAAAUGAUCCGAGGAGGUUAUGAAUUUGACAAGGGACUAGGACGAAAUCUGCAAGGAGUUUUGAAGCCAGUGGAGAUUAUGGAGAAGAAAGAUUCAUUUGGCUUAGGGUUCCGACCAACUGCUAAGGAUAUCAAAGAAAUGAAGGAACGUAAGAAAGCAGAGAAAGAGGGCAGGCAAAGGGUUUUUGACAUUCCACCACUGCGGUAUACUUUUCCACGACCAACAGAGGUUAUCACAUCAGAGGUUAAUCCAGUCGACGAAAUUGAAGCAAGUUUGGCUCAAUUGUUCGUUGGGACAACAUUUGAGGAUAUAUCUUUUGGAGAAGCCGAUGUUGACUGGGCGUCUGGCGAAAUGGCAGAUAAUUCUAUCAGAGUUCGACAUUGUGUUCACCUCGCAAAAGGCGGUCAAGGGACAAGCUAUAGCUGA
This is a messenger RNA of Coffea arabica (coffee), 1806 nucleotides long. RefSeq lists its product as uncharacterized. The record is from RefSeq and is a predicted model, not a curated record. Lineage: Eukaryota; Viridiplantae; Streptophyta; Magnoliopsida; Gentianales; Rubiaceae. Gene Ontology annotation, molecular function: nucleic acid binding.